Messenger RNA from Rotaria sordida, 783 nucleotides. The record is from the annotation of a GenBank genome assembly. Lineage: Eukaryota; Metazoa; Rotifera; Eurotatoria; Philodinida; Philodinidae.
AUGACAGAGAAUAAGAAAGUAACCAUCGUUGUGGAAGGAAACUCUAAUAUUGGUGAGAAUGCUGUUUUUGAAGUACAACCAAUGAUUGAGAAAGCAGGCGUCCUUAUAGAAGAAAAACCGAAUGUUGGUAACGAGGAUGUUUCUGAACAGCAGGCAACGAACAAGAAAUCAUCAAUCACAGGCGCAGUUGUUCCUGAUAAAGCUAUACAAUCUUUGGGACUUUUUGGCUCAGUUGGUCUACUCAUUUUUUUUGGUUUGCUAACUCCUAUUCCGAUUGCCGAAAUUAUCAUCGGUCGAUACUACGUAAAUGAUUGCCCAGUUAAUCCGAAAAUACCACAUUAUCUGUUUGUAACAGGUGUUGUUGUACUUAUACAUAACAUAUUAAUCAUAAUUAAAGGUAUUGUAAUUACUACUAUUAUCAAUCCAGCUAAGAAAGUCCGCGGCAACGAUUCUAAGGCUGUUGGUAUCAGCACUGGCAUUGCUUGUAUCACUUGUAUUAUCCUACUUAUUAUAUUUGCUCUCACAAUUUUUGCGAUUGGAUGGACCAUUGCCGGACUUAUAUGGGUAUUUGGUGCAUGGAAUAAAGUACAAUAUAGUGAACCGACUCAAUCUACUUAUUGUCAUCCGACAUUAUACCGUUUUACUUAUUGGCUAUUUUUCCUCCCUUUUAUUAUUCCUGUUGUAUUAUGUUGCAUAUGUUGCUGUUCGAUCUGUGGAGUAGGCGCCGCGGCUGCCACCAUGAGCAAUAAAGGUCGUCAACCAGUACCAACCACAGAAGCAUGA